This is a messenger RNA of Tinamus guttatus (white-throated tinamou), 1240 nucleotides long. It is a transcript of the gene USP2, whose product is annotated as ubiquitin specific peptidase 2. NCBI's taxonomy places the organism in Eukaryota, Metazoa, Chordata, Aves, Tinamiformes, Tinamidae. The record is from RefSeq and is a predicted model, not a curated record. Gene Ontology annotation, molecular function: cysteine-type deubiquitinase activity. Gene Ontology annotation, biological process: protein deubiquitination.
CACCGGCCCUUGCCGGCUCCUCGCCUGAUUGCCUGCCACGGGCAUCAUGAGGGACUCCUACACGGUGACGCUGCCCGAGGAGCCCCCGGCGCUCCCCGACCUUCACAAGGACCUGCGCCCCCGCGCCUCCAUGCCGGGCUCCUUGCUGGUCUCCACCUUCGUUGGGUUGGUCCUCAACAAGACCAAGAGCUCCAAGGCGGUGCAAGGGCUGACCGGCCUGCGCAACCUCGGCAACACGUGCUUCAUGAACUCCAUCCUGCAGUGCCUGAGCAACACCAAGGAGCUGCGGGAUUACUGCCUGCAGAACCAGUACCUGCGGGACCUCAACAACAGCAGCCGCAUGCGUACUGCGCUCAUGUCUGAGUUUGCAAAGCUGAUCCAGCUGCUAUGGACCUCAUCUCCCAAUGACUCCGUGAGCCCCUCCGAGUUCAAGACGCAGAUCCAGCGAUACGCCCCGCGCUUUGUCGGAUACAACCAGCAGGACGCCCAGGAGUUCCUGCGCUUCCUCCUGGAUGGACUGCACAGCGAGGUGAACCGGGUGCUCGUCCGGCCACGGGCCGCUACAGACACCCUGGAUCACCUCCCGGACGAUGAGAAGAGCCGGCAGAUGUGGAGGAGAUACCAGGAGAGAGAGGACAGCCGGAUCGGGGACCUCUUUGUCGGGCAGCUAAAGAGCUCGCUGACCUGCGGUGAAUGUGGCUACUGCUCCACGGCUUUCGACCCGUUCUGGGACCUGUCCCUGCCCAUCCCCAAGAAGGGCUAUGGUGAGGUGACACUCAUGGACUGCCUACGACUCUUCACCAAAGAGGAUGUGCUAGAUGGCGACGAGAAACCGACUUGUUGUCGCUGCAAAGCCAGGACAAGGUGCACAAAGAAAUUCAGCAUCCAGAAGUUCCCCAAGAUCCUGGUGCUUCACCUGAAGCGUUUCUCCGAGGCCAGAAUACGGACAAGCAAGCUCACCACCUUUGUCAACUUCCAGCUGAAGGACCUGGACCUCCGGGAGUUCGCCUCACAGAGCUGCAACCACGCUGUUUACAACCUCUACGCUGUCUCCAACCAUUCCGGCACCACCAUGGGGGGACACUACACCGCCUUCUGCAAGAGCCCUGUCUCCAGUGAGUGGCACAGCUUCAACGACUCCCGUGUCACCCCCAUGUCGUCCAGCCACGUCCGCAGCAGCGAUGCCUACCUGCUCUUCUACGAGCUGGCCAGCCCCUCGUCACGCAUGUAGCCAGCCUGU